ACUCGUGCGCCUACCAGACAGUGGCGGAGGACGGCGCUCGCUAGUCUCCCAGGUCGCGGUACACGGCGAGAACGGGCGGGGCGGUCUCGGCUGCGUCCGGGCGAUCCAGUGCUUAGUUCCGCCAUAUCCCUCUCCACGACCUCGGUCGAGCAUGUUCACCAGGGCCCAGGUGAGACGGAUUCUGCAGCGGGUGCCCGGGAAGCAGCGAUUUGGCAUCUACCGGUUCCUGCCCUUCUUUUUUGUCCUGGGAGGGACGAUGGAGUGGAUCAUGAUUAAAGUGCGCGUGGGCCAGGAGACCUUCUAUGAUGUCUACCGUAGAAAAGCCUCAGAAAGACAGUAUCAGAGAAGGCUGGAAGAUGAAUGAGACUGAACUUCAGCAGUCAAUAAAGUCAAUAUGAAUUUUUA
Gorilla gorilla gorilla (western lowland gorilla) is the source of this 405-nucleotide messenger RNA. It is a transcript of the gene UQCC5, whose product is annotated as ubiquinol-cytochrome c reductase complex assembly factor 5. The record is from RefSeq and is a predicted model, not a curated record. NCBI's taxonomy places the organism in Eukaryota, Metazoa, Chordata, Mammalia, Primates, Hominidae. The transcript has 2 exons. Bases 152 to 364 code for a protein of 70 amino acids.